Haplochromis burtoni (Burton's mouthbrooder) is the source of this 4659-nucleotide messenger RNA. RefSeq names its product glial cells missing transcription factor 2 (gene gcm2). Gene Ontology annotation, cellular component: nucleus. Gene Ontology annotation, biological process: gliogenesis; regulation of transcription by RNA polymerase II. Gene Ontology annotation, molecular function: DNA-binding transcription activator activity, RNA polymerase II-specific; RNA polymerase II cis-regulatory region sequence-specific DNA binding. The record is from RefSeq and is a predicted model, not a curated record. The coding region runs from base 900 to 2099 and encodes 399 amino acids. The transcript is spliced from 8 exons. Lineage: Eukaryota; Metazoa; Chordata; Actinopteri; Cichliformes; Cichlidae.
GAGCGGACUGAAAAACCCCACAUUUGAGAACAAGCAGAACAAAUUAUAUUUCAGUUCUUUUUAAUGUAAUGAAUGUGAAAAAUGUCCGUUGAAUAAAAUCAUGUUUCUCCUGCAGGCGUUUUUUCAGACACGUUUUUAUUUUUAUUUAUUUUUUUCAUGACAUGCGCAGAUCCAAACAGACGAGCCUUCACAAACACGUUUUCAUUAAUUUGGUAAUAAUAAUCAAUAAUUAUUAUUGAUAAUAAAUAAUAUUUGUAUUAUUACUUCAGUUCAGUGGUUUGAAUCAGGAGAAUGUGUCACGCGUGAAAGUUUCACACAUUCCCACAGACCGGUGCAGAGUCAGAGGUUUUGUAGAGGUUGUUUGAAGGUUACGUGAAGCCGCCGUGUGACCCGCGCUGACUCGGCUCUUUGACUCUGUUUUUCUGGUUUUCUGGAGGUUGUUUGAAGGUUACGUGAAGGUUCGUGUGACCCGUGCUGACUCGGCUCUCCGCUCUGUUGUUGCUCAAACAGAAAAAACUGGUUUGUAUAUUUUUGUUUCCAGUGAAACCAAACACACAUCUCCCAUCGCACACAGCUCCCACGCUGAUCGAUAUCUGUGAUCGAUCCGGGACACAGCUUUUACACUCAGAGCUGAUUUUUCAGAUCGAAUUCAAAUGAUGGAGCUGAUGCAGGAUAAAUAGUGUGGUUCAGAGACCGCUGAGGGCCACGGCCUGGACUAGACUUUAUCUGGCUUCACAGCCUGACUCCCAGCCGACUGUCCACGCUCCGUGUCAUGAUCCUGGACGUGGACAAGGGACACGAAGCAGUUUGACCCGUUCCAGGAGUGGACAGACGGUUACGUUCGGUACAUUUACAGCGCUGAAGAUAAGAAUGCUCAGAGACAUCUGUCUGGCUGGGCAAUGAGAAACACCAACAACCACAACUGUCAGAUCUUGAAGAAAUCGUGUUUAGGUGUGGUGGUUUGUUCUCGAGGCUGCACACUGUCUGAUGGAUCCAGACUUCAGCUUCGACCUGCCAUCUGUGACAAAGCCCGGCAGAAGCAGCAGAAGAAGCUUUGUCCCAAUUGUAAUGCUGCUCUGGAGCUGCUCCCAUGUCGUGGUCACAGUGGUUACCCUGUCACCAACUUCUGGAGAGUUGAUGGAAAGGCCAUCUUCUUCCAGGCAAAAGGCGUUCAUGAUCAUCCCAGACCAGAGUCCAAAUCAGAGACUGAAGCCAGAAGGAGUUCAGUAAAGAGACGAGUCAACUCACCUCCAUUCACACCAAAGAGACGACUCAUUGAAACACAGGCUCUUGGCCCUGCGCUCCUCUCCUGCGUUGAACCAACGGAUAGGAUUUCCUUCAUUGAACCAAACUUCCCUCAGCACUACCCAGCAUUCCAAAGCCCAGAAACCUACUACAACCCCCACAAUGCACUGGGAGAGAGCACACCAACACUUCAGAAACCAGCCAAUCCCAGGCUUUAUAUGAGCAGGCCCGGAUAUGACUUCCAAGGAUACCUGACCUCACCUUCAUAUCCUGUGACCUCUGACCUUUGCGACCCUAGAGUGGCCCCGGUCCUGGGUUCCUCGUCGUCCUCGUCUCCAUCGUCAGCUCCUCUCUCCUCCUCCUCUACCUCCUUUGACCCCCAGACAAAGACCCCUUCUGGAUGGAAAGAACUGCUGAAGAACUCUGCCCCCUACAGUGACAACCACCAUUACUACAGCACAGAGUACCCUUGCCGUUAUGCCAGCAACAACCCGGGUUCACCAGCAGCACUGCAGACCAUCAUCACAACGACAACCAAGGUCUCCUAUCAACCGUGUCCGAAGCCUCCUGCUGCCCUCCCUCCUUACCAGUCGUGUGCCAAACCCUCUGUCGGCCUGCCCUCUUACCAGCCCUGCACUCCCUCCAAACCUGCUGGCCUUCCUGGCUGCUCCUCCUUACUAGACGACCCCUCCUCAUCCUCAUACUCCACCGAGGUGAAGGUGACAGAGGAUUCGGGUGGAGUCAUCAAGUCUCUAUCUUUCCAGCCUGAGCCUCUUCAGACCAAAACCGAACGGGCUGACGGCUACGACUACCGCUACUCGUACCCCAACACGUACCGCUAUGACGACUACUGAGGGAGCAAUACAUCCAUCACUGUUACCACUGCCGCAAACUUCCUAUGGCUGCUAGUAUCACUGGACCAUUCAGGUACCAAGAGGAUCAGUCUGAAUCCAGGUUUUGGUCCCUGAGAGACUUUCUGGAAAAAUUCACUUAUCAAACGAUGAUCUUUUUCACGUCGGACGUCAGAGAAUCACCUCUGGAGACGUUCAGGGGAGGAACUCAGGCAAAUGGGAAUAUUUGCAACCAGUAUCCUGUUACUGGGCUGGUGUUUCUGGAGCUCACCCUCUAGGUGCUUCUCACAAAAGAAAAACAGCAUAAAUCAUUAAAAUACUGUGUAUAUUAUUUAUUAUCUUUCAACUUUCUGAUAUUUCCUGAAACAGGCUGACACGCUGAUUCGUGGUAAUCUCCAAAAUCUAGUCAAGACACAACAAACUGUACAGCAUAUUUGAGCAGAAGGUUUUAUGUUUUCACCACAAAACACAAAUUUGUAUUUCGAUGGAUAGUCUUCAUAUCAACUUUGGCCAAAGUUUCAAAUAACAGAGCCUAACAGUCUAAAGCUAAGCUCACUGCUCUGAACACUUGGUUUCCUGCUGGGUUUUUUACACUCUGUAUCUGUAAUUAUCAUUAAAUAUCAUAUGACAUCACAUUGAUGUCACAGAGAUAGUCAUAGAUUGUAUAACCUAUAUAGAUCCCAUCUCAUCUACGUAAGAUAUAGAGUCACAGAAUUAAACUGGCAGUGAGCACAGGAAGUCAUCAUGUCAGAAUGAGAACAUUUGGCUCCAUCAGCAGACUGAGAUUCAUUACUGAAUAACCAGCGCACACGUCGCACUGUUUGUUGGACUGGAUUUCCUUUAUUUCAAAACCCAUUUAAUCAUGUUUCAUAUUUUUAAGAACAUUUUAUUAGUUUCACUGGAACAAAUUUCUGUGAGCAUCUGAAAACAGAGGGCUGCAACAAAGGGGCGAUGUCAAAGAUCAAAACUGAACUAUAAGUGUCUCUGUGUGCCGAGGAAGACCCUGAGAUGUGACUGAAAGCUGGAUCCAAACAUAUAUAUAUCCAUAAAUAAAGUAGAACUAAAACGUCUGAAAAGACUUUCACGUGAGAGACUUUUAAACACUCUGCAAUCAGAAAUCAUAAUGACCUGUAUGCACUUGGAGUAUUUAUUCUAUCUGUUAAAGCCACUGCCUUUUCCUGAACCUGGAAGAACAAACAACGUUUGACUGAGGAGAUCUGAACCUGUUGAAGUGACACAUUAAAGCAGCUGAUCUUCACACUCUGCUGUUUCUCGAUUCUUUCUGAAAUCAAACCCACACUCAUGUCUUUAACAGUAUGAAACAAACUGGUGGAAUGGCCCUUUAAGAUCUGACAGGGGUUAAAUGAGCAGGCUCUCAAUCAGCAACACACAAUAUCGACUAUAGGUACACAUCAUCAGUUAUAAUUUUAUCAUUAUGAUAAAAACAGAUAAAAAUGGUUCCUGUAGCUUUAGUGUGAGACUGUGCUAACUAUAAAAUGAAACAGAUUGUGAAUUUAAUGAAGCAACGAGCUGAUUCGGGGCAGAGUGAAUCAGCUGUGGUGUUGCAGGGACUUUACAGGGCAGCAGAAACCCUCAGAAGGACUGUUGUGCAGAAUUAAAACCGUAUAAAUAAAACUGUGUUUUCAAAUGGAUGCUGAGAAAGUGUAAAGCAGUGAGUGGACAACAGACCAAACGUGAGUAACCUUCAUCAACAACAGACAAAAUAACCCAGACAAGGAUACUGUUGACUGACAUGAGUGUGUAGUUAAUACGUUGAAUGGUUACCUAGGCAACCAGGGGUCUACCUGUACCAGAGUCGGUUCAAGGUUACACAGUUUUGUCACAAUGACCUUGGAAAGGAGACAACACCAUGAAGUUAUCAGCGUCUGUCACACAGCAACUCACACCUGGCUCGUCCUCAGUACAGUUCACGCUAAUUCAGGCACGCAGAUGUUUUCAGGAAUAUUAAUAUUGAAUGUUAGUGGGACUUUCUUUCUUUGAGUUUGCUGAUCUCAGAGCUUAUUUAGAGAAAAGUUUAACAGGAUGACGAAUUAACAUCUAAAACUGCCACAGGUGUUUCCGAGUCACAGGUAAGCCUAGUGCACAGGUGAAGGCGGCCUUUAGUGAGUCCAGCUUCAUUCAGCAACAUGGAUGUGAAGUCAUCACUGAGACCACUGUCAGAAGGACCCCUUGUGGGCUCCGAGCCUCAUAGUGAGCACCCUGCAGCACAGGAUCAAAGCGCUGCUGUUUGGACAUCUGCGGGUUUCGGUCUGAGUAAUAAAUGUUGUUUUGACAAGAGCAUGUCGGGACAGGACUCACUGAGCUGUCCUCAGGGUGAACCUUUAUGUCCUCGCAGACGCUCUUCGACCGCCUCAUCUUCCUCUCUUUCACUACGAUCCAUUACGAUCGCUCACUCGUUACCUGCCUUCAGUGUACGCUAACAUCCAUCAGUGGAUGAUUAUGUUCAGAGGCUGGCAGGCGGCGGAGCCACCCAGUCUGAUCCUCACACACACACACACUCACAGUAAAGUGUGCGUGUUAGUCCCCAUAGGGAAAUAGUUCC